AUGGGCAGAUCGCGACGAGCUGGACGUUUAGUCCAGUUCCGCCGGUUAGUGAGAGCAUACGCUACCCCUGAGGUCUUUGACCCCAGGAUUUUCGACAGGCCAACAGAGCCUAGUAAACCCGCGCUCCCGCUUCAUCCUCCUUCUCCAGCGAAACCUCCGCUAGCCCCUGGCCACCCACACCUCCCGCCACAGUACAGGCCGCCAGAUCCUUGCCCGCCCAGGACGUGGGCUCCGCGCCCUCCCGUUACCCCAGCGCCUAGGCCUCCAAAGGCCAGCCUGGGCAGUGCGCCCCCGGCACCACCGGCGGACGCGACGAAGAGGCCACCACAGGAACCAAGGGCCCUGCAACCGCACCUGGCCCCUCGCCGGACUCGGCCUUGCGUCGUGAAGAUUGAGGCCCUCCCCCAGAAGGUCCGGAUAGUCCAUCGGCCCAGGACUCAGCUUCGAGCCACCAAGGACAUGCCCUCACUGGGCUAA
Messenger RNA from Vollenhovia emeryi, 477 nucleotides. Its product is annotated as vegetative cell wall protein gp1-like. The transcript has a single exon. NCBI's taxonomy places the organism in Eukaryota, Metazoa, Arthropoda, Insecta, Hymenoptera, Formicidae. Bases 1 to 477 code for a protein of 158 amino acids. The record is from RefSeq and is a predicted model, not a curated record.